AGGCUUAUCUCCCGGUCUGCUGCUCGCGCGGCUUCCACUGCCACCACGUCGCCCCAGACCACCAAGGCGGCUGGAGAUAUCUCGUCGGUAUUCCCCAGCCUGCGACCAGACUAUACGCCCGAGCCGUUGCCUCCACGGUUUCGGGAUCUGAAGUUGCGUUUCUUCGAGAAGAAUGAGGAAGCUUUGACGCACAGCUGGAAGAGACUGCUGGCAAGUCUGCAGGGGGAAGUGAGGAAGAUCCAAGCUCGAGGUAGUAAUAUCAUCCCGUCGAUCCAAUACAGUCAUGUCGUGUCAGGCAAGCUCUCUGAAGCUACGAUGACUGAGAUUCGGCACCGAGGCACCGUUGUCAUCCGGAACGUAGUGCCUAGGAACCAAGCGCUCGAGUGGAAGGAGAGGAUCAAAGACUACACGGCUACAAACAAAGAGAGGAUCAAAGCGUUCCCGCCUGAUUCGCCUGCGGUGUAUGAGCUGUACUGGACGCCCUCGCAGGCCGAAGCAAGAGCCCAUCCCAACCUGAUGAAUACCCAGCGCUUCCUCCAGCGGCUGUGGCAUUCGUCGGACCCUCGCAUGCGACUUUCCACAAGCCAUCCGUUGUCGUACGCAGACCGUCUGCGGAUCAGAGAGCCUGGAGACUCGAAGUUUACGUUAGGACCUCACGUGGAUGGAGGCUCCCUGGAGCGCUGGGAGGAUCCGGAGUACUCGAGUGUCUACAGCAAGAUUCUCGGGGGGAACUGGGAAGAGUACGACCCGUAUGAUGCCAAACAUCGGUUGAACGCCAAGAUGGAUCUGUACAAUGGUGCCGGGGCGUGUUCCAUGCUGCGGUUUUUCCAGGGAUGGAUGUCCAUGUCGGACACUGCUCCGGGCGAGGGAUCGCUUCACGUGUGUCCCAUGAUUGUCCACAGCACCGCGUACACCAUCCUGCGGCCGUUCUUUGACCCGGUAACCUCCCGUCCGGCACUGGAUGCCACCUUCCCUGGCUCUGUCCCAGGAGCAUGCCAGGAGUACAACCCCAUCACGCAUCCCCAUCUCGAGCUGCAGACCACGAUGGUCCCCAUCCCCAAAGUGCAGCCCGGCGACUUUGUAGCCUGGCACUGUGACUCGCUGCAUUCCGUGAACAAAAAGCACCGCGGUUCCAAGGACUCCAGCGUCCUCUACAUCCCCGCCACUCCGCUCUGCCAGAUGAAUGUCGACUACCUGUUGAAACAGCGCCAGGCUGCUCUCACCUACUCGCCGCCCUGGGAUUUUCCCGGGGCCGGAGGACCGGGAGAGCUGGGCUUCCAAGGCGCUAUGGACUGGGAUUCCCUCCAUCCAGAGGGUAAACGCGCGAUGGGUCUGGGCUCCAAGCCCUGGGAGAUCACCGAGGGCAUGAGUGCAGGUGAGCAGCAAGCAAUUCACCUUGCGAAUCAAGCAUGUUUUAGCAAGCUCUCUACAACUAGUUAAAUGUAAAUUCAUGUCAGCAACACCCAG
This is a messenger RNA of Penicilliopsis zonata CBS 506.65, 1467 nucleotides long. RefSeq lists its product as hypothetical. Bases 316 to 1440 code for a protein of 374 amino acids. The record is from RefSeq and is a predicted model, not a curated record. The transcript has 2 exons. NCBI's taxonomy places the organism in Eukaryota, Fungi, Ascomycota, Eurotiomycetes, Eurotiales, Aspergillaceae.